AUUUAGAAAUACCCCAAUGUUUAUCGCCAAAGAUGGAAGAGGAAGAUUAAAACAAUAAUUUGCAGAAAAGCCCUGCCUUCCCAGAGAUCUAGAGUGUAAUGCAACCAUAUGUUGCUGAGGAGCUCGAAUCUUGGCUGCCUUCGCCCCUCUGCACGAGCAGAAACCCCGGUUUUCAGGGGCCGUGAUCUCAUCGUGUCGCUCUCACUUUUGAAGAAAAAUAAUUAAGCAUGGGCAAAGGAGAUCCUAAGAAGCCGAGAGGCAAAAUGUCAUCAUAUGCAUUCUUUGUGCAAACUUGCCGGGAGGAGCACAAGAAGAAGCACCCAGAUGCUUCUGUCAACUUCUCAGAGUUUUCUAAGAAGUGCUCAGAGAGGUGGAAGACCAUGUCUGCUAAAGAGAAAGGAAAGUUUGAAGACAUGGCAAAGGCGGACAAGGCCCGUUAUGAAAGAGAAAUGAAAACUUAUAUCCCUCCUAAAGGGGAGACAAAAAAGAAGUUCAAGGAUCCCAAUGCACCCAAGAGGCCUCCUUCGGCCUUUUUCUUGUUUUGUUCUGAGUAUCGUCCAAAAAUCAAAGGAGAACAUCCUGGCCUAUCCAUUGGUGAUGUUGCAAAGAAACUGGGAGAGAUGUGGAAUAACACUGCUGCAGAUGACAAGCAGCCUUAUGAGAAGAAGGCUGCUAAACUGAAGGAAAAGUACGAAAAGGAUAUUGCUGCAUACCGAGCUAAAGGGAAGCCUGAUGCAGCAAAAAAGGGAGUCGUCAAGGCUGAAAAAAGCAAGAAAAAGAAGGAAGAGGAGGAAGAUGAGGAAGAUGAAGAGGAUGAGGAGGAGGAGGAGGAUGAAGAGGAUGAAGAGGAAGAAGAAGAUGAUGAUGAUGAAUAAGUUGGUUCUAGCGCAGUUUUUUUUUUCUUGUCUAUAAAGCAUUUAACCCCCCUGUACACAACUCACUCCUUUUAAAGAAAAAAAUUGAAAUGUAAGGCUGUGUAAGAUUUGUUUUUAAACUGUACAGUGUCUUUUUUUGUAUAGUUAACACACUACCGAAUGUGUCUUUAGAUAGCCCUGUCCUGGUGGUAUUUUCAAUAGCCACUAACCUUGCCUGGUACAGUAUGGGGGUUGUAAAUUGGCAUGGAAAUUUAAAGCAGGUUCUUGUUGGUGCACAGCACAAAUUAGUUAUAUAUGGGGAUGGUAGUUUUUUCAUCUUCAGUUGUCUCUGAUGCAGCUUAUACGAAAUAAUUGUUGUUCUGUUAACUGAAUACCACUCUGUAAUUGCAAAAAAAAAAGAAAAGUUGCAGCUGUUUUGUUGACAUUCUGAAUGCUUCUAAGUAAAUACAAUUUUUUUUAUUA
Globicephala melas (long-finned pilot whale) is the source of this 1337-nucleotide messenger RNA. RefSeq names its product high mobility group box 1 (gene HMGB1). Gene Ontology annotation, cellular component: nucleus. Lineage: Eukaryota; Metazoa; Chordata; Mammalia; Artiodactyla; Delphinidae. The record is from RefSeq and is a predicted model, not a curated record. Gene Ontology annotation, biological process: regulation of transcription by RNA polymerase II. Gene Ontology annotation, molecular function: DNA binding, bending.